UCCUUCUGUUCUUUUGAUGUUGUGUGAUCUGCAAAUCUCUCUCUCUUUCUUUCUUCCUCUCUUCUAAUAUGUGAAUUAGCAUAAUUUUUCUUGACUGGCCUUUGUCUUUCCAUGCAGCACUGUCUAAUACCACCCUACUUGGAGAUAGCAGGGAGCUCCCACCCACCCUGAGAAACCACAGACUGCAGAAUCCCUGCCUGGCUCUCCCUGUCUGUGCUGGCUCUAAGCUGAGAAGUGCAGCAGCUUCACUACCCCUGUGGCAGUUGGUUGGAAGGCAGUGAGACCUGGAAUCAUACCCGGUCUCAGGAUAUUCUUCCAGCCAGCUUCUCAUGUGAUUGGGAAGAAGUACUGCCAAAUUGAAACACUUAGGUGAUGAUAGAAUCAUAAAAUCACAGAAUGGUUUGGGUUGCAAGGGACCUUUAAGAUCAUUCAGUUGCAGUCCUCUUGCCUUGGGCAGGGACACCUUCCUGUAGACCAGUGGCUCAGAGCCCCAUCCAGCCUGACGGAUGCACAGUGGUGCCUCAGCUUUCUUGAUAUGAAAGGCCCUCCAAACUUCAAACCUUAGAUAUGUUUUUCCAGGGACUCUGUGUUACUUUGCUGAUCAGGAAUAUACCAAUAGAAAAAAUUUGGAGGAGACAACAGUAUUUAUCCUAGAUAUCUAGCCAUAUUGGCUAAAGGAAUUUUGAAAAACAGAGCAACCCUCCCUUCCUGUCAGAUGUUUCCAGUAUCUCUUGUAAGGUAUCAGGGAAGGCUGUCCCCUGAUGCUGAAAUGCCCUCUCUCCUGAGGAGACAUGGAGCUGUUUGCUCAGGAGGAGAUGACUCUCCUAUCAGGCUUGUCUGGGUGCCACUCAGUCUCAGAGGGUCACUUGGUUUGACCUUGUGGACAGGCUUCUGGUUACUGUCAGCCUCCACAAUGUCCUGGCUGCUUAGACACAGCUCACGGGAGAAGGAGAAACUGGACCUACGGCAGCAGCUGAACGAGGCCAAGCAGCAGCUCCUGCAGCAGGCAGAGUAUUGCACAGAGAUGGGGGCUGCUGUUUGCACCUUGCUGUGGGGGGUGUCCAGCAACGAGGAGGCUGUGAAAACCAUUCUAGGAGGAAGUAAAGCAGGAAAGUUUUUCACAAUCACUGCCCAGACCAUGGAGAGCUUUGUGAAGUCAUUAAGUGAAGACAUGAAACAGCAGGAUUUGGAUUCUGAUGAAAACCAGUUUGUAUUAGCCUUGGCAGGGAUUGUGACAAAUGUGGCCGCGCUGGCGUGUGGCCGUGAGUUCUUGGUUAGCUCAAGUCAGGAAUUACUGGACACGAUGAUGCACCUCCUGGGAGACAUGAAGCCAGGACUCUGUAACAAAUUUAAAGUGCUAAUGCUAAUGUCACUUUACAAUGUGAGCAUCAACUUGAAAGGCUUGAAGUACAUCAGUGAAAGUCCAGGUUUUAUUCCCUUGCUUUGGUGGCUGUUGAAUGACCCAGACACAGAAGUUUGCCUUCAUGCUCUGAGGCUCCUGCAGUCGGUGAUCCUGGAGCCAGAAGUCCUGGCCAGGACAGCUCCCGAGAUGAGGGAUACUCUGCCAUUCCAGCGCAUCCUUGCCCUGUCAAAGAGCCGCAAUGCAGAUCUGCAAGCACUUGCAAAAGAACUACUUGAAGAUCUUAAAAUAUUUGAGUACGAAGCGUAGAAGGGCUUUAUGGCACCAACUGCUAACGUCUCUCCUAUAUUUUUGUGCUGCAAGAGUUGUUGGAGAUGGGCUUGACUGAAAAAAAGACCACUGCCUAUAGUUCCUCUGACAAAAUCCUUUUUGGAAAUUAGGUAACCCAACUGAAAUAACACUUGAGAAAACAUGUUGGGUUUUAGCUGCCCAAAUAUAAUCUUAGGGGAUCUGGUAGAGAUGGGACAGAUUUAAUUUCUUUGAGUAGGAUUUUGUUGAUGAUGGGUUUCCAAAAUGGUCUAGGUUAUGUUGUCAAUUUGCUGUCUGGAGGGAGUAAAAGAGUCUUCUCAUUCACUGAUAAUACAUAGUUUAUGGCAGUGAUAAAAAUCCUUUUAGUCCAUCCUGAAGAAUUAUUGUACUGGGAGGAAAACUUUGCUGCCUUUCAUAACUCUUCUGUGUCAGAAUGGACCCCACUUCCAAUUUUAUUGUUGUUAUUUCUCACCUCUCUUUUGUUAUUCUAAUAAAAGAAAACUGAAAUUCUGUAGCAUGUAA
This is a messenger RNA of Pseudopipra pipra, 2191 nucleotides long. RefSeq names its product heat shock transcription factor 2 binding protein (gene HSF2BP). The transcript has 6 exons. Gene Ontology annotation, cellular component: cytosol. The record is from RefSeq and is a predicted model, not a curated record. Lineage: Eukaryota; Metazoa; Chordata; Aves; Passeriformes; Pipridae. The coding region runs from base 716 to 1669 and encodes 317 amino acids.